CACAUGCGGGUCCUGCGCGGCUUCUCCACUCCGGGGGUGGGAGCAGGAGGCUGGAGCGCGGGGCAGCUGAGGUGAAGGGGCAGUGGGAGUUAGGAGGCCUCGGCAUCGCGCUUCUCCGUUACGGAACGGGUGCCAGAAAGAGCUGGCUGCAGAGCUGGUGCGUUGUGCCCAGGGAAUAAAAGGAGUGUUUCUCUUCUGGCUGUUCUCCGUCUACCUACGGCUUUCUGAGAUGCCUUCCGCUCCUUACUCAAGAGAUGAAAUAUCGUCAGGAUACUUGCUUGUUACUAGAAUUGUGGGAAAGCUGGCAGCUGUUUCUUCUGGUCUACCAUUUGCAUGUACUGUAUACGCAGCAACAGAAAAGGAAUCCAAAAGUCAGCUGGUGAAGCCAAAUGAACUUCCAAUUUACAGCUCACCACUUCUGAAAUUGAAGUACAUUGAAGAACAGCCUGGUCACCUGCAGAAGCAAUUCUCUUCAGUAAGACAGGCAACUGGCCGCUACGUUGGAUGGUGUAAGGAUGCUUUUUUGUGUGUUAAAAAUGGAAUAAUGGAUUCAAUUCAGUUUGGGAAAGAUGCUUAUGUUUACCUGAAGAAUCCACCACCAGAAUUUCUUCCCAAAGUUGGCAUAAUUACAAUAUCAGGCCUAGCUGGUAUAGUGCUGGCGAGAAAAGAUUCUAGAUUUAAGAAAAUUGCUUAUCCAUUGGGACUUACAACUGUAGGAAUUUCAGUUUGCUACCCAGCUCAGUCAGUACUAAUUGCUAAGGUAACAGGGAAAAAGGUAUUUUCUGCAAGCCAUCAAAUCUAUGGGGCAGUACGAUCACUGUGGGCAAAGAAGGAGGAUGUCUCCAAGCUGCAGCAAGAGUCAAAAUCAGUUACACAAGAAGAUAAGAAAAAGAAAGAAAUUUCUAAUACAAAACCUGAAUCUGCUAUUGAGUCAAGAUCAUUUAAUAGAACAGAAUCUUCUCCAGUAGAGUCUUGGAGUACUAAAGAUCCAGUGCCUUCAUCAGGAACAGGGAAGACAACAAAAUUUAAACCUGACCCAAAACUUACGGACCAUGGUCAGUCCAGCCCAGAAGAUGUGGAUAUGUACAGUACAAGAAGCUAAGAUGUCUGCUUAUAAAUCUUCGCAAAGUAUUACAGAUAAGGGGGAGGGAAGAAGGGAAGGAAUGAUCCUUGUGACUCAUGCUCUGUGAGGUAUAAUUUAAUCAGGUAUUUUCUUAUAUCCCAGUUUGUAUUAUUGACUCAUGAUUCUGUUUAAUGAAUAUUUAGUUUCUCACUACCAAUAAGCAGUGAGAAUUCACUCGUAUUCAGUGUUACUAGUGUGACACUGAGAAAAUGAGAUUUGUCAGUGUCUUCUCACAGUGAGGUUUCUCUGUGCCAAACUUGUUAAUAAAUGACAUUUCACAAAGGAGAUUUGAAAAUGUAAACGUAUUUCUAUACUUGAGCUCGGAUUUGCACUGGUAGAAGAAUGUGAUGGAUGGGGUUAGAGAGGCUUCUUUGUUUCUUUUUCACUUUCAGCUCUGGAAUGAAGUGCAACUUCUUAUUGGUCUGAGUAGCCUUAAAAAAUUAGUUGUUUUAUCAUAUGAUUAGCGUUAUCUCUAAUGCUUGUAUAAACAAGUCACUUCUUUUCAUUGCAAAGUCGUUUGUUGUUAUUUGCCUCUUUCACAAAGGUAAAUGGAAAC
Molecule: messenger RNA, 1679 nt
Organism: Cygnus olor (mute swan)
Lineage: Eukaryota; Metazoa; Chordata; Aves; Anseriformes; Anatidae
Gene: APOOL
Product: apolipoprotein O like
Exons: 9
Coding region: 230-1102 (290 amino acids)
Biological process (GO): cristae formation
Cellular component (GO): MICOS complex
Source: RefSeq, a predicted model, not a curated record